AUGGGCUUCCCUGCUCCCCAGGGGACCGGCCCUUUUCCCUACCCCAGGAAGCACCCUCUCUGGGCCCCUGGGAGGCUCUUCCUGGCCCUGGUGCUCCUGGUUUCCAUCAAGCAAGUUGCAGGAUCUCUUCUUGAGCGGACAACUCGGAAGUGGGCUCAGUACAAAGAGGAGUGUCUGAGAGGCUUACUCAAGGAACCUUCUGGCAUAUUCUGUAACGGAACGUUUGAUCAGUACGUGUGCUGGCCUCAUUCCCCUCCUGGAAAUGUCUCCGUUCCCUGCCCUUCGUACUUACCCUGGUGGGAUGAAGAGAGCCCAGGAAAAGCCUACAGACACUGCUUGGCUCAGGGGACUUGGCAGACGCUAGAGAACGCCACAGAUAUUUGGCAGAAUGAUUCCGAGUGCUCCGAGAACCACAGCUUCAAACAAAAUGUGGAUCAUUAUGGUUUGCUGUCAACAUUGCAGCUGAUGUACACCGUGGGAUACUGCUUCUCCCUUAUCUCCCUCUUCCUGGCUUUCACCCUCCUCUUGUUUCUUCGAAAACUUCACUGCACACGCAACUACAUCCACAUGAACUUGUUUGCUUCUUUCAUCCUGAGAGCCCUGGCUGUACUGGUGAAGGACGCCGUCUUCCACAACUCUUACUCCAAGAGGCCCGACAGCGAGGAUGGAUGGAUGUCCUAUCUGGCAGAGGUGUCCACUUCCUGCCGCUCAGUCCAGGUUCUCCUGCACUACUUCGUGGGUGCCAAUCACCUAUGGCUGCUGGUUGAAGGUCUUUACCUCCAUGCACUGCUGAAGCCCACAGUACUUCCUGAAAGGCGGUUAUGGCGCCGAUACCUGCUGGUGGGUUGGGCCUUCCCUGUGCUAUUUGUCGCCCCCUGGGGAAUUGCCCGUGCACACUUGGAGAACACAGGGUGCUGGGCCACCAACGGAAAUAAGAGCAUCUGGUGGAUCAUUCGAGGACCCAUCCUGCUUUGUGUAACGGUCAAUUUCUUCAUCUUCCUGAAAAUUCUCAAGCUUCUCAUUUCUAAGCUCAAAGCCCAUCAAACGUGCUUCAGAGAUUAUAAAUACAGAUUGGCAAAAUCAACACUUGUCCUCAUUUCUUUAUUGGGUGUUCACGAGAUCCUCUUCUCUUUCAUCACUGAUGAUCAAGUUCAAGGAUUUUCAAAACUCAUACGGCUUUUCCUUCAGUUGACAUUGAGUUCUUUCCACGGAUUCCUCGUGGCCUUGCAGUAUGGCUUUGCCAAUGGAGAGGUGAAGGCCGAGCUGCGGAAGCACUGGGUCCGCUUCUUGCUAGCCCGCCACUCAGGCUGCAGAGCCUGUGCCCUGGGGAAGAACUGCUGGUUCCAGGGGAGAUGUCCCAGGAAGCUGUCGGAGGGAGACAGCGCUGCGAAACUCCGCAAGCUGCAGCCCUCACUCGACAGGGGGCAGCUCCUGCACCUGGCCAUGCGGGGUCUGGGUGCCCGGCCCCGCCAGGGCCACACAGCCUGGCCCCGGGGCAGCAGCCUGUCCGAGUGCAGCGAGGGGGACUUCACCCAGGCCAACACCAUGGAAGAGAUUCUGGAAGAGAGCGUGAUCUAG
Messenger RNA from Cynocephalus volans (Philippine flying lemur), 1578 nucleotides. RefSeq names its product glucagon like peptide 2 receptor (gene GLP2R). The transcript is spliced from 13 exons. Bases 1 to 1578 code for a protein of 525 amino acids. Gene Ontology annotation, molecular function: peptide hormone binding; glucagon receptor activity. The record is from RefSeq and is a predicted model, not a curated record. NCBI's taxonomy places the organism in Eukaryota, Metazoa, Chordata, Mammalia, Dermoptera, Cynocephalidae. Gene Ontology annotation, biological process: cell surface receptor signaling pathway; adenylate cyclase-modulating G protein-coupled receptor signaling pathway. Gene Ontology annotation, cellular component: plasma membrane.